AAGCUGAAUAAAAAGUGCAGUGAGCUAAAAUAAAUGCAAAACGCAAGAGAAUUAAAACAAAAGAGAGAACUGUAGAAAAGUAAUAGCAUAUAAGACGCAAAAUAUCUUAAACUGGAUUACAAUGCAGUUGCAGCGCAGCAGACGUCGCUGCCGCGGCGCCGCACAAUACACUAUUUGGAUUAACAAAAUGCUAGCGGGCGUCGCGCUGCUGCUGCUGUUGCCGUCGCUGCUAACAACAAGCGCUGAAGCGACGGAGUCCAGCUCAUCGCUUGCCGUUUCCUGCAGCACACUGGGCUGCAAAAAUGGCGGCACCUGCAUGACACAAGCCAAUGGCAAAUCCUACUGCCUUUGCGAUACACGAUAUGUUGGCGGCUACUGUGAGCAUCGGAAUCCCUGCCUGGCGGGACAUGGACGCUGCCAGAACGGCGGCACCUGUCAGGUGGCCUUUCGCAAUGGCCGGCCCGGCAUCUCGUGCCUCUGUCCGCUUGGCUUUGAGGAAUCGCUCUGCGAGAUAGCGGUACCCAAUGCCUGCGAUGAGGCGCGCUGCUUCAACGGCGGCACUUGUCAGCUCAAAACGUUGCAGGAAUACACUUGUCUCUGUGCCAAUGGCUAUACGGGUGAACAUUGCGAGACGCAAAACUUGUGCGCCAGCUCGCCUUGUCGCAAUGGCGGCACCUGCACUGCCCUCGCCGGCAGCGGCAGCUUUACGUGCAACUGUCCGGCUGGCUUCACGGGUCACACCUGCUCCGAGGAUGUCGAGGAAUGUCGUUCAAAUCCCUGUCAAUAUGGCGGCACUUGUGUCAACACGCAUGGCUCCUAUCAAUGCAUGUGCCCAGCUGGCUAUACUGGCAAGGAUUGUGAUACCAAAUAUAAGCCUUGUUCACCCUCACCUUGUCAAAAUGGAGGCACAUGUCGUGCCAAUGGACUCACAUACGAUUGCAAAUGCCCCAGUGGCUUCGAAGGCAAAAACUGCGAAUCGAGCUUUGACGACUGCUUUGGACAUUUGUGCCAAAAUGGCGGCACCUGCGUGGACGGCAUCAAUGACUAUCGCUGCAACUGCCCACCGAACUUCACGGGACGCUACUGCGAUGCGGACGUGGACGAGUGCGCAAUGCGUCCCUCGGUUUGCCAGAACGGCGCCACCUGCACCAACACGCAUGGCAGCUACAGUUGCAUCUGCGUCAAUGGGUGGGCGGGCAGCGAUUGCAGCCAGAACAUUGACGAUUGCCAGCAGGCGGCUUGCUUCAAUGGCGCCACCUGCAUCGAUGGCGUUGGCAGCUUCUAUUGCCGCUGCACGGCGGGCAAAACGGGACUGCUGUGCCAUCUGGACGAUGCAUGCACCUCAAAUCCUUGCCAUGCCGAUGCCAUAUGCGAUACCAGUCCCAUUAAUGGCAGCUAUGCCUGCAGCUGCGCCACUGGCUACAAGGGCGUCGACUGCUCCGAGGACAUAGACGAGUGCGAUCAGGGCUCACCCUGUGAACAUAACGGCAUAUGCGUGAAUACGCCCGGAUCGUUUGUGUGCAAUUGCUCGCAAGGAUUCACCGGACCACGCUGCGAGACAAACAUCAACGAAUGCGAGUCGCAUCCGUGCCAGAACGAGGGCAGCUGCCUGGACGAUCCCGGCACCUUCCGCUGCGUUUGCAUGCCCGGAUUCACUGGCACCCAAUGCGAAAUCGAUAUCGAUGAAUGCCAAUCGAAUCCCUGCCUGAACGGCGGCAUUUGCCACGACAAGAUCAAUGGAUUCAAAUGCGGCUGCGCGCUCGGAUUCACAGGGACGCGCUGCCAAACCAACAUCGAUGACUGCCAGUCCCAGCCGUGUCGCAACAAUGGCAUUUGCCAUGAUCUCAUUGCCGGCUACAGCUGCGAGUGUCCGCCCGGCUACACUGGCGCCAGCUGCGAGGUGAACAUCAAUGACUGCGACUCGAAUCCGUGUCAUCGCGGCAAGUGCAUCGAUGGCGACAAUAGCUUCAAGUGUCUAUGUGAUCCCGGCUUUACGGGUUAUCUAUGCCAGAAGCAGAUCAACGAAUGUGAAUCGAAUCCCUGCCAGUUUGGUGGCCAUUGUGUGGAUCGUGUGGGCAGCUAUUUGUGCCAUUGUCUGCCCGGCACCAGCGGCAAGAACUGCGAGAUUAAUGUCAACGAAUGCCACUCGAAUCCUUGCAACAAUGGCGCCAGCUGCAUCGAUGGCAUCAAUAGCUACAGCUGCCAAUGCGUGCCCGGCUUCACCGGUCCGCACUGCGAGCUCAAUGUGGACGAGUGUGCGUCGAGUCCGUGCGCCAACAAUGGCGUGUGCAUUGAUCUGGUCAAUGGCUACAAGUGCGAGUGUCCGCGCGGCUUCUACGACGCGCGCUGCCUGAGCGAUGUGGACGAGUGUGCGUCGAGUCCGUGCGUGAACGACGGACGCUGCGAGGAUGGCAUCAACGAGUUCAUAUGCCACUGCCCGCCCGGCUACAUGGGCAAGCGCUGCGAGCAGGACAUAGACGAGUGCGCCAGCAAUCCUUGCCAGCAUGGCGGCAGCUGCUUCGACAAGCUCAACGCCUUCAGCUGCCAAUGCAUGCCCGGAUACACGGGACACAAGUGCGAGACGAACAUAGACGACUGCCUGAGCAAUCCCUGCGCCAAUGGCGGCACCUGCAUAGACAAAGUGAAUGGCUACAAAUGCGUGUGCAAAGUGCCCUACACGGGCGCCAAUUGUGAGUCGCAGCUGGAUCCGUGCGCGAGCAAUCGCUGCCGCAACGAGGCCAAGUGCACGCCCAGCGCAAAUUUCUUGGACUUCAGCUGCAGCUGCAAAUUGGGAUACACAGGACGCUACUGCGACGAGGACAUCGAUGAGUGCGCGUUUAGUUCGCCUUGUCGCAAUGGCGCCAGUUGCUUGAAUGUGCCCGGGAGCUAUCGCUGCUUAUGCACCAAAGGCUACGAGGGACGCGACUGCGCCAUAAACACCGACGACUGCGCUUCGUUUCCUUGCCAGAAUGGCGGCACCUGCUUGGACGGCAUUGGUGACUUUAGUUGUCUGUGCGUCGACGGCUUCGAUGGCAAACACUGUGAGACGGACAUCAAUGAAUGCCUGAGCAUGCCUUGCCAGAAUGGCGCCACCUGUCGGCAGUAUGUGAAUAGUUAUACCUGCACUUGUCCGCUCGGCUUUAGCGGCAUCAAUUGCCAAACCAACGAUGAGGAUUGCACCGAGUCGAGCUGCCUGAACGGCGGCAGUUGCAUCGACGGCAUCAAUGGCUACAACUGCAGCUGCUUGGCCACCUACAGCGGCGCCAAUUGCCAGUACAAGCUGAACAAAUGCGACUCCAAUCCUUGCCUCAAUGGCGCCACCUGCCACGAGCAGCGCGACGAGUACACCUGCCAUUGUCCCAGCGGCUUUACGGGCAAGCAGUGCGGCGACUAUGUCGACUGGUGCGCCCAAUCUCCAUGUGAAAACGGCGCCAGCUGCUCCCAGCUCAAGCAUCAGUUCAGCUGCAAAUGCGCGCCCGGCUGGACGGGCAAGCUGUGCGAUGUGCAAACCAUUAGCUGCCAGGAUGCGGCGCUGCGCAAGGGACUGAGCGUCAAGCAGCUGUGCAACAAUGGCACAUGCAAGAAUCAUGGCAACAGCCAUGUGUGCUACUGCCAGCAAGGCUAUGCCGGCAGCUACUGCCAGCAGGACAUCGACGAGUGCGCCUCACAGCCUUGUCAACAUGGCGGCAGUUGUCGCGACCUGGUGGGCGCCUACGAGUGCAGCUGUCGUCAAGGCUUUCAGGGACAAAACUGCGAGCUCAACAUAGACGACUGCGCGCCCAAUCCUUGCCAGAAUGGCGGCACCUGCCACGAUCUGGUGCAGGGCUUCAGCUGCAGCUGUCCACCCGGCACGCUGGGCAUCAUAUGCGAGCUCAAUCACGACGACUGCGUGCAGGGCGCUUGUCAUAACAAUGGCAGCUGCAUAGAUCGCGUCGGUGGCUUCGAGUGCGCCUGCCCGCCCGGGUUUGUGGGCGCGCGCUGCGAGGGCGACAUCAAUGAGUGCUUGAGCAAUCCUUGCGCCAAUGCGGGCACUCUGGACUGCGUGCAGCUGGUGAACAACUAUCAUUGCAAUUGCCGUCCUGGGCACAUGGGCAGACACUGCGAGCAUAAGGUGAACUUUUGUGCGCAGAGUCCUUGUCAGAAUGGCGGCGUGUGCAGCACCAAGCAGGCGGGUCAUCAUUGUCUAUGCGGCGAGGGUUUCUAUGGCAAGAACUGCGAGUUUAGUGGCCAGGACUGCGACUCGAAUCCGUGUCGUGCGGGUCAGUGCAGCAUUGACGAUGCCGGCGGCUAUCGCUGCGAGUGCACGCGCGGCACUGCGGGCCAGCACUGCGAGCAGGACACGCUGGACGAGUGUGCGUCCAAUCCUUGCCAGCAGCGCGCCAGCUGCAUCAAUUUGCUGGGCGACUACGAGUGCCUGUGCCCGGCCAAAUGGACGGGCAAACGCUGCGAAAUCUACGAUGCCAGCUACGCAGGCACCACGCGACGCGCACAUGCCACGCCCACGCUGGGGCUGGAGCAGUUUGCUGCUGAUUUGCAGCAGCAGCGUGAGCUGUGCGAGCAGCGCGGCUGCAAUGAGAAGCAAAGCAACGGGGUGUGCAAUCCCGAGUGCAAUUCCUAUGCGUGCAACUUCGAUGGCAACGACUGCUCGCUGGGCAUCAAUCCGUGGGCCAAUUGCACAGCCAACGAGUGCUGGCGCGUGUUCAUGGAUGGGCAAUGCAACGAGGAGUGCAACAAUGCCGCGUGUCUCUACGACGGACGCGACUGCGAGCAGAAGCUCAAGCGUUGCGCGGAUAUAUUCGAAACCUAUUGCCAGAAGCACUACGGGGAUGGGCACUGCGAUUAUGGCUGCAACAAUGCCGAGUGCAGCUGGGAUGGGCUGGACUGCGAGGUCAAAGAGCAAUCGCCGCAGCUUGCCGAGGGCGCCAUGUCUGUCGUAAUGCUCAUGGACAUGCAUCAGUUUCGGCAGCAGCAGGCGCAGUUUUUGCGCGAAAUGAGCCACGUGCUGCGCACCACUGUGCGCGUCAAGAAGGACGCACUGGGCAACGACAUGAUCUUUAGCUGGAAGGGCGCUGCGCGCUUGCCAGACAUACAGGACACGGAUUUCGGGCGCAAGCACAAGAUUCUGUACACCGAACGCAAUGGCCAGACGGGCAUACAAAUCUAUUUGGAAAUCGAUAAUCGCAAGUGCACCGAGUGCUUCAAUCGCGCCACCGAAGCGGCAGAGUUCCUGGCCGCCAGUGCGUCCAAGCACACAUUUGCCAAUCGCUAUCCCAUCUACAGUGUGCGCGGCGUGCAGAAUCCCGGCGAGGAUGACACGCUGGCGGAGCCAGCAAAUGUUAAAUACGUCAUCACUGGCAUCAUUUUGGUUAUUUUGGCUUUGGCAUUCUUCGGCAUGGUGCUGAGCACGCAGCGCAAGCGCGCACAUGGCGUCACUUGGUUCCCCGAAGGUUUUCGUGCGCCCGCCGCUGCUGUCAUGUCGCGCCGGCGACGCGAUGCGCUGGGCCAGGAAAUGCGCAAUCUGAACAAGCAGCAGGGCUUGAGUUCGCAGCAGGCGGCGCAUCUAGCGCAACUGCCGCCCAGUGUGGCGCACUGGUCGGACGAUGAAUCCGAUUUGCCGCAAGCCAAGCGACAGCGCCAGCUCAACGAGAAUACAGGCAGCGUUGCCUACGCCAGUGAUCACACCAUGGUGAGCGAGUAUGAGGAGGCGGAUCAGCGUGUUUGGUCGCAGGCGCAUUUGGAUGUGGCCGAUGUGCGCGCCAUUAUGACGCCGCCGGCGCAUCAGGAUGGCAACAAACUGGAUGUGGACGCACGUGGUCCGUGCGGUCUAACGCCCCUAAUGAUUGCCGCUGUGCGCGGCGGCGGCCUCGAUAGCGGCGAGGACAUUGAAAUCAACGAGGACAGCACUGCGCAGGUCAUCAGCGAUUUGCUCGCCCAGGGCGCCGAGCUGAAUGCCACCAUGGAUAAGACUGGCGAAACGUCGCUGCAUUUGGCCUCGCGCUAUGCGCGCGCCGACGCCGCCAAGCGACUGCUCGAUGCUGGCGCCGAUGCCAACUGCCAGGACAAUACCGGACGCACCCCGCUGCAUGCCGCAGUCGCCGCCGACGCCAUGGGCGUGUUCCAAAUACUGCUGCGCAAUCGUGCCACCAAUUUAAAUGCGCGCAUGCAUGACGGCACCACACCCUUGAUACUUGCCGCACGCUUGGCUAUCGAGGGCAUGGUCGAGGAUUUGAUUACCGCCGAUGCGGACAUUAAUGCCGCCGAUAAUUCCGGCAAGACGGCGCUGCAUUGGGCAGCGGCUGUUAACAAUACCGAGGCGGUCAACAUACUGCUCAUGCAUCAUGCCAAUCGGGAUGCGCAGGAUGACAAGGACGAGACGCCGCUGUUUCUGGCCGCACGCGAGGGCAGCUACGAGGCCUGCAAAGCGCUGCUCGAUAACUUUGCCAAUCGCGAGAUUACCGAUCAUAUGGAUCGCCUGCCGCGCGACGUGGCCAGCGAGCGACUGCAUCAUGAUAUUGUGCGUCUGCUGGAUGAGCAUGUGCCGCGCUCCCCACAAAUGCUCAGCAUGACAACGCCGCAGUCCAUGAUUGGCUCCCCACCGCCGGGACAGCAGCCGCAGCUCAUAACCCAGCCCACUGUCAUUGCCGGCGGCGGCAAGCAGAGCAGCCAGUCGGCCAAGCAAAAGGCCGCCAAGAAGGCCAAACUCAUCGAGGGCAGCAGUCCCGAUGCUGCCGCCGCUUUGGAUGGCCCGCCCAUGGGCAGUCUGCGUCGCAAGGCGAGCUCAAAAAAGGGCAAUAGCAACAAUAACAACAACAACAACAAUAAUGGCAGCAGCGCUGCCUCAAAAAAGGCUCUGCAUGCAGCGCAGCUCCUGAGCGCCGUUAGCAGCGCCGAUCUGGAGUCGCCACCACCACCACCGAAUGGAGUAGGAGCUGGCGCUGGUGCUGUCUCAUCCGUUGCCAAUGGCAAUCUGGUGAAUCUGCCCAGUCCGUAUGACACCAGCUCCAUGUAUACCAAUGCCAUGGCCGCGCCACCCAAUGGCACCACCAAGCAGCCGCCCAGCUACGAGGACUGCAUCAAGAACGCACAGUCCUUGCAAUCCCUGCAGGCCAACAGUCUGGACAUGAUCAAGCUGGAGAACUAUGGCUACUCGCUGGGCUCGCCCUUUCAGCAGGAGAUGCAGCUGAAUGGCCAGGCCAUGGGCAUGAACGGAGCUCGCAGCACGAACACGCUCUGCGGCCUGGGACUGGUGGGUGCGCCCAAUGGGGGCCACGAGCAAGGACUCAGUCCGCCCUAUUCGAAUCAAUCGCCCCCGCAUUCCGUGCAGAGCAGUCUCGCGCUCUCGCCCCAUGCCUACCUAGGCUCUCCAUCGCCGGCCAAGUCGCGGCCCAGUUUGCCCACAUCGCCGACGCAUAUUCAGGCGAUGCGGCAUGCCACACAGCAGAAGCAAUUUGGCAGCAAUCUGAACAGUCUGCUGGGCGGCAAUGGCAACGGUCAGGUCGGACCACAGAGCUCGCCGGUUAGCCUGGGCAUUAUAUCGCCCACAGGCAGCGACAUGGGCAUUAUGCUGGCGCCACAGUCCUCCAACAAUGCUAAGAGCAGUGCAAUAAUGCAAACGCUGUCGCCACAACUGCAGCAGCAACAGCAGCAGCAGCAGCAGCAACAGCAACAACAACAGCAGCAACAGCAGCAGCAGCAACAACAGCAGCAGCAACAACAGCAGCAGCAGCAACAGCAGCAGCAACAAGCAAUGGGCGGUUUGGAAUUCGGUUCAGCCGGUUUGGACUUGAAUGGAUUUUGUGGAUCUCCGGACUCAUUUCACUCGGGUCAAAUGAAUCCGCCUUCAAUACAAAGUUCAAUGUCGGGCUCGUCGCCAUCGACCAACAUGUUGUCGCCAUCGUCGCAGCAUAAUCAGGCCUUCUAUCAGUACCUAACGCCGCCCAGCCAGCAUUCCGGCGGACAUACGCCACAGCAUCUGGUGCAGACGCUCGAUAGCUAUCCCACGCCAUCGCCGGAGUCGCCCGGCCAUUGGUCCUCCUCAUCGCCGCGCAGCAAUUCCGAUUGGUCCGAGGGCGUGCAAUCGCCGGCGGCCAACAAUCUUUACAUAUCCGGCGGACAUCAGGCCAACAAGGGCUCCGAGGCCAUUUACAUCUGACAUAGAAGCAACUAGUUAACUAAACCCGAGAGAGCAACACACACACACACACACACACACACAUACAUAUACAUAUAUAUUUAGUUUAAGUGUCCUCUGUCUUUGGCGGUUCUGUUUUGUGCUCUUUUAAAGAGCCAACCGCCCCCUCCACGCCCCUUGCAAGCCAGCAAACGUUUUUUGACUUUUAACACAUAAUUAUUUUUAUUAUUAUGAUGAUGAUGCUGAUCAAUGAUUUUUUUUUUUCGAAGU
Drosophila busckii is the source of this 8401-nucleotide messenger RNA. RefSeq names its product neurogenic locus Notch protein (gene N). Gene Ontology annotation, cellular component: membrane. Lineage: Eukaryota; Metazoa; Arthropoda; Insecta; Diptera; Drosophilidae. The record is from RefSeq and is a predicted model, not a curated record. Gene Ontology annotation, biological process: cell differentiation; Notch signaling pathway; multicellular organism development. Gene Ontology annotation, molecular function: Notch binding; calcium ion binding. Bases 122 to 8152 code for a protein of 2676 amino acids. The transcript has 9 exons.